This is a messenger RNA of Calidris pugnax (ruff), 2301 nucleotides long. RefSeq names its product clarin 3 (gene CLRN3). The record is from RefSeq and is a predicted model, not a curated record. NCBI's taxonomy places the organism in Eukaryota, Metazoa, Chordata, Aves, Charadriiformes, Scolopacidae. The transcript has 3 exons. The coding region runs from base 115 to 795 and encodes 226 amino acids.
GCUCACACAAAGAGCAGGUCGCGGGGAGCGAGGAGGAGGAAACAACCUCAUGCUAAGUGGGGACCAAGGAGAAGAAAAUUACCCUGAAGCAGUGGAAUAUUUCGGGGGGACAAAAUGCCGUCCAGAAAAAAAUCAGGCAUGUUUGCAUCUGCUUUUCUGACCUGUGUUUGCUCUUUCGUGCUGAUUUGCGUUGUUCUGGCCACCCAGCACUGGAUAAGUAGUGAGGUUCACUUUUCUGGGACCAAUUCCACCACCACGGUGAGCCUCACCUACGGACUUUUUAGUGGCACCUGUGACCAGUUCAGCUCGGGACUUCUGGUUCCAGAAAAGAAUUUCCAAGUUGCAGAUAUCCUGAACAACGUCACAGCAAAAGGCACCGUCACAGCAACUAUCGUGAUUCUGGUCUUCAGUUUACUGGUUUCCCUUCUGAGUUCUGGAUUUACCUGCACUAAUGCUGUCAGUAAUCCCUACCAGACGUUCCUGGGACCUAUCGGAGUCUAUACCUGGAAUUCCUUAUGCGGAAUCUUUGUACUUCUAGCCAUGAUACUUUUUCCUGUGAACGUAGAAGGAAAUGGCCUGUCUAUAGAAUUGGCCCGUGGAUGUUUUCCUGCUCUGCAGACGCAUACCGAAUCCAAGCACACGUAUGGAUAUUCAUAUUGGAUCAUGCUGCUCAUCAUUUUUCUGAACAUUGCUUCUAUCAUCAUCAUAUAUUUCUAUGACCACGCAAGAUAUUCUAAGAAGAAGGAACAGGAAAGACCCAUUGAAAACGCACCAAAAGAUGUCAUUUUGUUUUAAGGAUACCACUGAAGAGGAAAAUGACUGUUUAAUACGGACAAUCAUGGCUGAUCAUUUCCAAAUUGAAGCUGUGUGUAUAGUUCAAUUAGCAAAAUACCCUAUUUUGUUUUCAAAGCAAUUUGAUUUUAUCUUAGGUCUUAAUGUAAUACUUACAAGUUUCCAUUGGUAAACGUGCUGCUUAAACACCUCCUGAGUAGAUACAGCCUGAAGUGUGUGAUGCCAUCACCAUCCUGUAGGAAUGGAACUCAUGCACCUUAGGGCUCUGCUCUUCUCCAGAGGGAUCACUGUGAAUACACCUCCUAGAAGGGUUACUCCUCUCCGUACCACCACCCUUCCAAAAGGACUGCUACCUUCUUGCCCACACAGCACAGAGGGGCUGGUUCCCACCACCUUCUUUCUGGAUUUUCUGGACCACAGGACAGACUGGUGGUGGCCGACCUGGCUUUCCACAGGUUGCACCACCAUCGGGACCUAGGAAUGCAUUGCUGCUUUGCCCUUUGAGUCUGAACAGGAUGAUCAGAGACAUUGUUUUGGUUGUGUAUGUGAUUUGGGAUCUCAAGGGGCAAAAAUAGUGCAAACACCAGGAGCUCUGGGGACCACAAGAGAUGGUCAUUAAGGUAUCGGUGUUUUGUUUUGUCCUGCAAUUCUUACUGCUGCCCCUUCCCUGCUUAGGGAUCUUCUCCCACAGGUCCCUAUGGCACUGCCCUGGUGUCCAAGGGCAGGUUUGCAGCCUCCUCUCCAUCAAUAAGAGCGUGAGCCCUUGGAAAAACUCGCUUGCAGUCAAUCACCUUCACAUCAACCCUCCAGACAGCAGGAGCACUGACCCUUGUCCAGGCUUCCAUUUCUGGCUGGGGUGGAGACAGGGUAGCAUGAGGAUGGGCCAUGGCCAACACGAGACAGCAGAGGAGCCAGUUAUUAAUCUGUAGAAAUAUCAGCAAAUGCUUUUCCAGGCUAUUUAUGGACCCUGAAUUACUGUCGACAGCAACGGGCAGAGCUGCACCUUGAGCAGGUGUGGCCAUCACCUUCCCACCUGCUGAGCCAGACUUUGCCCCCACACAGGUGCCAUGGAACGGGUUUUAUUAGCAGCGAGUUACAGCCAGGACACCCCUCUGCCCAGUUCAAUUAGUAUUUAAUACACACACAAAGACACACUACUGUAGAGCUGCACAGAAGUGGGGAGCUCCCUUCCUGUCCCCCCUCCAAGGGAAAGCGCAGAUGAAUCUGACCUGGGACAGAUGCCAUCGUGCAAAAUCAUCCUUAAGUGCCUGUGCCCCAGGAGAAGUGCACCAUGCAAAACAGCAGCCAGCACCUUCUGCUCCUUCACUCCUCACCUCUGCAGCCAGGAGAGCAAUUUUUUUAUUGCCUCGUUUUCCUUUACAAUGUGAUUUUCAGUCAUGCUCGGUAUCUGCCCUAUGAUGUAAGAUAUGCUCAUGGGGCGGGGGGGAAGAAAAAAAAUAUGCAUUUCUCAGGAGGGCACAAGAAGACACAAGAGACAACUUCCUACUA